AUGGCUAUUCGAGAGAGUGAAAAGAUGAUUGUGUUGUUGAAUCAGAUGGGUUGUAUUGUUCCUGUUUCUUUUACUGGUGGAGAAAAGUAUGCGGAGGAGCUUUUGAGGAGUUUUUGGUAUGAUGAGAAGUUUAAGGGGGGUGUUACGAUUUUGAGUGCUCUGGCUUCUGUUCUGGUGUGA
This is a messenger RNA of Botrytis fragariae, 180 nucleotides long. RefSeq lists its product as uncharacterized. The coding region runs from base 1 to 180 and encodes 59 amino acids. NCBI's taxonomy places the organism in Eukaryota, Fungi, Ascomycota, Leotiomycetes, Helotiales, Sclerotiniaceae. The transcript has 2 exons. The record is from RefSeq and is a predicted model, not a curated record.